Molecule: messenger RNA, 3520 nt
Organism: Nematostella vectensis (starlet sea anemone)
Lineage: Eukaryota; Metazoa; Cnidaria; Anthozoa; Actiniaria; Edwardsiidae
Product: transmembrane channel-like protein 7
Exons: 1
Coding region: 104-2383 (759 amino acids)
Cellular component (GO): plasma membrane
Molecular function (GO): mechanosensitive monoatomic ion channel activity
Source: RefSeq, a predicted model, not a curated record
CACUGUCGUUACAAUAAAUCGACAAGUUCCGGUCUGUGCAAUGCUCCGAGUCUAAUACCAAAACUAUUCCCUAAAACGCCAAUAACAACGUAAACCCCCUACUAUGGCUGAAGUCCAUAUUGAGAUGAACACUUUAAGGUUCGGUGCUGAAGAAGAACCGCCUGAAUUGCCGCCAAAAAAAGCCGCAAUUCAGCAUCUUCCUAGUCGAGUUGCUCGACAUUCCACCAUAGCCGCUAUCAACCGUUCUACAAUUCGACGACCAAAUGUACCAAUGCAGAUUCAGCGAAGGACAGCUCUGAGGACUCGCACACGGGCUCUGAGGCGAUCAGAGCGCGCGGAUAGAGUCGAUGGAGGGCCACUGGAUGUCCAUCAACCGGGCCUUUUAGAUGAAGAAGAUCUACCGAGGGAGCUUCUCGAAGUGGCAGAUUUGAAAGCUGUUCCCUUACCCAUGUCCCAACGCCGGAAGUAUAGGGACUCCAUAAGGCAGAUGCAAGGUGUCCGAGGAAUCUCCCGCUGGAAGGUAAUGAAACUAGGGGCUUUAUCGUGGUGGAGAAGCUUUGUAACAGGGCUGAGGGAAUGGAAAUACGCUAUGGAGUUGUGGCGAGGCCAUCUCAAGCAAGUCGAGGGGCAGUUCGGCAGUGGGGUGGUUUCUUAUUUCAGUUUUUUGCGUUGGUUGUUAUUUUUGAAUUUAUUGAUCUUUGCUCUGGAGUUUGGGUUUGUUGUCUUGCCCACGGUUGUAAUUUGCACGUCUUGGAAUCAAGAGUCCCACAUGAAUAACAUCACUGGCUGUUCAUACCAAAAGCCGGUAUCGACCAAUCAGAGCCUUCAGCUCGGGGAUGUCCCCAAUGCUGUGUUGCAGUUCUUCACCGGUCAGGGAUGGAUAGGGACAACCCUUAUGUUCUACAGCAAUUAUCCAUCAAAACGGCUCAUCUCAGAAGAGGGCGUGACUUACAACCUCCCCCUGGCCUACCUACUAACAGGGGGGUGCACGUUGAUACUCUGCUUCUUUCUGAUGAUCACUAACCUGAUGGGUAACUUGAAGGAUAGCUACAUCGAGAGCGAGGGCAUGUUUAAUUCGUACGCCAAUAAGGUGUUCGCUGUUUGGGACUACUGUAUCUCAGAGGAGAUCGCCGCUCGUCACAAGCAUAGGAUAAUUGUGCAGGAUAUUAACUCUGACAUCGCUGAGGAACAGAGAAAGAGACGUGUCCAGAACAGAACCAGGAAGCAGAAGUGCGCACUGUACUCUUCGCGUAUUGCGGUCAACUUCAUUGUGGUACCAGCCCUGUGGUAUGUCUCCUUUGUAGUUAUCAUACAAGCUAUUUUCAACCCCGAGGAUUUAGACUUUACCGACAAGGGGCAAAGCAACAUGGAGCGCAUCCUUGCUAGUUACGGAUCGAGUCUUUUAAUUGCUCUGGCGAUAACUAUACCAAACUUGCUUCUCCCGUUACUGUUUGAAUUUCUAUCUAUCUUUGAGGACUGGAGUGCCGAGGUGGAGCUGGCGCUUAACCUUUGGCGACGCGUGUUUGUCAAGCUCCCCUCCGUAGCAGCACUGAUGAUAUUACUGUACAUCAACAUCGACAAAAAGACGAAGAAAAAAAGUGGAAAUCAACACUAUAGACUUGAAGCUUGCGAACAGUGCUGGGAAAAUGAGCUGGCUGCACAGAUGUACAUGUUGGUAUGGAUGGACUUCUUUGUCGUCAUUCUCACAACUCUUGGACUAGAAACCUUACGUAAAGUCUUCUACAACAAAUUUAGCUGCUUCCGUCGUAUCGGAAUGCAACAGUUUGACAUACCCCGGAAUGUACUAGACCUUGUCUAUGGGCAGUGCUUGAUUCUACUUGGUGGAUUCUUCAGCCCUUUGUUGCCAGCUCUCGGCGUCAUAAAGCUUUUCCUACUCUUCUACGUCAAAAAGGUCAGCCUAAUGUACAACAACACCCUCCCCGACCGCCCAUAUCAGGGCGCCAAGUCUACCUACAUCUUUACUUUAUUACUACUUUUCACGUUUUUUAUGACCUGUGGUCUGGUCGGGUGGGGAGUAACGCGUGUCCCCCCGUCUCUCUGUGGACCUUUUCGUAAUGCCAAUUGUGAUUUGAGUACUAGUAUACUAAGUAUUCUCUCAGCGGAAGUUUCCAAAUGGCCUGAAUGGCUGCAUCAAGCUGUUUUCUACAUGAGCACUGCCGCCUUUAUAUUACCCAUAACGCUCCUGGUGCUCGUGUGCCUGCAUUACUUCAGGUCGGUGGCUAAAGCCCAUCGAUGUGUAAUUGGGAUGCUGAAGGAUCAUUUAGCGUUUGAGACGAAGAUUAAGCAACAGCUUUUGAAAAAGCUGGAGGGCAUGGGACCUAGCACGCGACACGAUUGUGCUGAUCAUGCUAAGAUACAAUAGCUACACGUAUCACGCCAUACUAUUCGUGGUUAUUCUCCACAGAGGUCUUUGUUUGGAAACAGUUCAGCACUGCUCAACAUUGCUGGUGUAAAGCCCCGUGCAAACUGCUCCAGCACCUGCCAGCAUUGCUGGCGAAUUUUCGCUUUACUGACUAUAGGACAAAGGAAAUGUCAAUAUGGGAAAUGGACUUUCUGACAUUUCCUUUGUCUUGUACUCAGUCGAGCAAGAAUUCGCCAGCUAUGCUGGCGGGUGCUGGCGCAGUUUGCACAGGGCUUAACACUGUUUUACAGCAACAAAAACAGCUUUCUUAUAUCGCAACAAGCAACACCCUUUAUUUUAGGAGCAACACAAUAUCUUUUGUUGUCAUUGCGCCGUAAUACGCAACACCUUUCGCGUAACACGCAACAUUCAAUAUUUCUGCCGCAACACGUAACACCGUUAAUAUUGCUGGCGUAACACCGUUUAAUAUUGUUGGCGCCACGCGCAAAAGUGUUGGAAAAAGAAUUGCAAAUAUGAUGUCUAUACACAAGCAAGCUCAACAACAUUUCCAAACAUCCGAGACCGGAGAGCAUGAUUAUAUGCACAAGCAGUGAGAAAGAAGUGGAAAAACCUUUUAAUAUCGAUACCCAAACUCAAUUCGUCAAUCGAUAAAAUGCCUUUUAGCGGUUGAAGACUUGAAAUCAGUAUAUUCGUUAAACACGUUUUUAUAGUGUUUACAUUGGUACCAUUCUUUUAUUCAUCUGCGAGUGUCAGGGGUAGGUUUUUUAGAAUUAGAAUUAGAAGUACGAAAUAGAAGCGAAAAGCGGGGAUUGAUAAAGGAGAUGACACUAGAGACCUUUUGUGAUUACUCGUAGUAGUCUAAUGGGAGAAGGUUAGACCCCACGCCCUUCUUUAACCACCAUCCUCCGUAAUUAAUCAUUAGGCAAAAAGACAAUUACGCUAUGAUGGUGAUUAAAGGAAGGAAAACAAAGGAGACAGCCAUCCUCGUGAAGCUGUUUUGUUAUUACCUUAGGGCCAUCUUUUAUUACUUCCUCAAGUCUAUUACGAUUGAAUGAUUUGUGGUUCGUAAGGGUAAGGUUAGAAUAGUAAUCUGUUUUCUUCACUUAAAAUGUGAUAAAGAUAAUUUUUAAAACGUGA